Molecule: messenger RNA, 2061 nt
Organism: Manis javanica (Malayan pangolin)
Lineage: Eukaryota; Metazoa; Chordata; Mammalia; Pholidota; Manidae
Source: RefSeq, a predicted model, not a curated record
GACCAUAGCCACACGCCAUGGAUCGUGAUUGUAGCUAAGUAUUUAGCACAGUGGCAUAGUGAAACAAAUGGACGAAUACCUAAAACGUAUAAAGAAAAAGAAGACUUCAGAGAUUUGAUUAGACAAGGAGUUUUAAAGAAUGAAAAUGGGACUCCAGAAGAUGAAGAGAAUUUUGAAGAAGCUAUCAAAAAUGUGAACACGGCACUAAAUACAACGCAGAUCCCAAGCAGUAUUGAAGAUAUAUUUAAUGAUGAUUGCUGCAUAAAUAUCACCAAACAGACUCCAUCAUUUUGGAUUUUAGCUCGUGCCUUAAAGGAAUUUGUGGCCAAAGAAGGUCAAGGAAAUUUACCUGUUCGAGGCACAAUUCCUGAUAUGAUUGCGGAUUCAAGCAAAUACAUAAAACUACAAAAUGUUUACCGUGAGAAAGCAAAGAAAGAUGCUGCUGCUGUGGGUAAUUAUGUUGCCCAAUUGCUGCAGUCUAUAGGCCAGGCACCAGAGUCCAUUUCAGAGAAAGAAUUAAAAUUACUCUGCAGCAAUUCUGCAUUUCUUCAAGUGGUAAGAUGUCGAUCCUUAGCUGAAGAAUAUGGCUUAGAUACAAUUAACAAGGAUGAAAUUAUUUCCAGCAUGGACAAUCCAGAUAAUGAGAUAGUAUUAUACUUGAUGUUACGGGCUGUUGAUAGAUUUUAUAAACAACACGGUAGAUAUCCAGGUAAGAAUAGCACUCAAAUUAUCCAACACAAUAAAAUCUUGAAUAAAUACUUAAAUUGAAUUAAAUCUUAAAACAUUCUUGGGGUGUUUAUAGUAGUGGUGCUUGAAUUUUACAUUGCGAACAGUUUAUACCUAAUUCAUCUCAGUGAGGAAAUACCAUUUGUUUUUUAAGUAAAUAUUUGCAAGUAGUGUUUGAUUCUAAACCAUUACAUGAGAAUGUUGGUUGAAUGCAUAUGGAAUAAAACUUUUUUUUCCUGUUAGUUUCCAUAGUUUACUUUCUGAGACUCACCCUGAGUUGAGUGUAUUAUUCCUGAGUGGAAUGGGAAAGCCACAAGAAGUAUGCCAGUGACUUCUGAACUCAGAACUUUGAAGAUGUGGGGAUUUCUUUGCUCAAGAUCUGUUUUUUUUGUUAUCUGUAAACAUAAUUGGGAAAUUGGCAUUAUGUCAGAGAUCUUUAGUUAACCAGAAUGUUUUUAUUAAGAUGAUAAUUGGGUGGGAUUAUUGCAUAGCAGCACAUUCUAGGUGUAUCAUAGAACCUGUUGCCCCAACUGAUGUAGUAUGCCCACUGAAUUAUAGUCUUAGUGAGCAAGGUUACCAGAAGAAAAGGAGUAAAUACCAAAAUAUGUAUUGCUUUAUUUUUAUUAAGUGGAUUAGAAUGUAUUUCUCAUUAUCUGUUUCAUAACAAGCCAUCCUAAAACUUAGUAGUUUAAAACAAAUUACUCUGUCAUGUUUUUGUGGUUUGGCUGGGCUCAGGCAGUUCUCAGUGGGGUGAGGGGAGUCUCAUAAGAGUUGUAUGAUGCCUGAAGCUGGCAUCAUUCUAAUGGGUUGAUUGAGCUGAACAUCCAAGAAAACAUUUUUUACUCAGGUGUCUGGUACUUUAGUCAGGAUAGCUGGAACUGCUAGGGGCUGAUAGGCAUCUCUGUCUAUGGCUGUCUGGGACUUCCUUAUAACAUGGCAGUCCUGGGUAGACUUAUUACAUGGUAACUAGCUUCCCCAGAAUGAACAUUCCAAAAGACUCAGACGGAAGGUACAAGACUUUCUAUGACUUUGCCUCUGAAAUCACACAGUAUCACUUAUGUUGUGUUCUGUUGGAUUCCCAGGGCCAUCAUAGUUUAGGAGUGAGAGUAGACUACAUGAGGGCAGGAAGGGGUGUGCACUGGGGAGCCAUCUUGGGAGUCUAGUUACCACAUGGCGUGCAGACUUUGGAGUUAAACCUAGGUUCAAAUCAAAGCUCUGUCACUCAACUGUCUUUUUACCUUGGGUGAGUCAUUGUUUCCCUCCAAGUCUUAGUUCUCUCAGUCACGGAAUGGUGAUAAUAGUGUCAAAUAGUAUCUACUCUGUUAGAUUGUAAGG